Messenger RNA from Acomys russatus (golden spiny mouse), 1955 nucleotides. RefSeq names its product RELT like 1 (gene Rell1). Gene Ontology annotation, biological process: positive regulation of p38MAPK cascade. The coding region runs from base 163 to 981 and encodes 272 amino acids. The transcript has 7 exons. NCBI's taxonomy places the organism in Eukaryota, Metazoa, Chordata, Mammalia, Rodentia, Muridae. The record is from RefSeq and is a predicted model, not a curated record. Gene Ontology annotation, cellular component: plasma membrane.
UGCGCGGUGGGCGGGGCCUCGGCGGGUCCAAGCGGAUCAGCUAGGGGCUCGCUGGGGCCGAGCUCUACUCACUACACAAUCCGUGGGGCGGCUCUCGAGCUGCACCAUCUACUUGGACCCGGGCCGCGGCGGCCGGGGCGAGGAGGGCACAGGGACGAGGCAAUGGCUCCGUGGGGACUCCCGGGGUCUGCUGCGCUCGCUGCUGCGGCGUUCGUGGGAGGCGCCGUGAGUUUGCCUCUGGUGGCCCCCGACAACACCGUCAGCCGCACGUUACGCUCCCGGGCAGAGACGACUCCAUCGUCACCUACCAACAACGCUGGGAACGGACACCCGGAGUACAUCGCGUAUGUGCUUGUCCCUGUGUUCUUCAUCAUGGGCCUCCUUGGGGUCCUCAUCUGUCACCUGCUUAAGAAGAAAGGCUACCGGUGUACAACAGAGGCUGAGCAGGAAGUUGAAGAGGAAAAGGUGGAAAAGAUAGAGUUGAAUGACAGUAUAAAUGAAAAUAGUGACACCGUCGGGCAGAUCGUCCACUACAUUAUGAAGAAUGAAGCGAAUGCAGACAUUUUGAAAGCUAUGGUGGCCGACAACAGCGUGGGUGAUGUUGAAAGCCCUGUCACUCCUAGCACCCCAGGAAGCCCGCCUGUGAGUCCUGGGCCCUUGUCACCAGGGGGCACCCCGGGGAAGCACGUCUGUGGCCACCAUCUGCACACAGUGGGAGGUGUUGUUGAGCGGGACGUGUGCCAGCGCUGCCGGCACAAACGAUGGCACUUCAUAAAACCUGCCAACAAGUCCAAAGAGGGCCGGCCGCGGCGCCAAGGGGAGGUCACCGUUCUCUCUGUGGGCAGGUUCAGAGUUACAAAAGUGGAGCACAGGUCAAACCAGAAGGAGCGGAGAAGCCUGAUGUCAGUCAGUGGGACUGAGAGUGUCAACGGGGACGUGCCUGUGACACCUGUGAAGAGAGAACGGAGUGACACGGAGUAGCAGCAAUGGCUUUUCUUGAAGAGUUCCAAGAGACUCCGACCUUGCAAGAUACGAAGUUGCCUGGGGAAUAUUUUUAUAUAUUUUAUACAGUUUGUAUCAUGAAGUCAACAGGCAUGCAGAUCAAAGCCAAAAGGGAAUAUUUUUGUUAUGUUGAACACAGAAUCCACUUUGCUCUGAAAGACGCUUAAAAGGUCUGAUGAAAAUUUCAGUCAGUUUCUUAGAGGGAAAGAAGUAAUUCUCUUACCCUUGCAGACCGUCCCCAGCCACCACGGUUCCCAGUGGCCCAUUCUGGGCUGUUCUGUAUACAAGAGGCUCCUCCCUUGGAAUUACAGCCUUGUGAACACUGUUUACAGCCUGACCUUUCCUGUAUGUUCAUGUCUGUUACCCGAGCCACAGAUCGCAUUUUGACCUUUGUAUACACACUUGGGCUGUUACAGAAGACUCUCGCCUGCAAAAGGGCCUUGGCAACAUCUAGUGGAGCCGCUCAGAAGUUGGUCCCCCAGGAGAUAAGGAAACAGAAAGAAGCACAGACACUCUAGACUUCAGAUUCCUGGACCAAGAAUUCAGCAUUGACUCCCGCUGCUAUCAGCCCACGCCUGUCACUCUUCUGUCAUUACCUUUUAUUUUUUUAAUUUAACUUACUAAAUAGUUCUCAUUUAGUCUACCUGAGUAAAAGGGAAAAUGGUUUAAAGUCACUCUAAAAAGUUUUGUUUUGUUUUGACAACCAGCAAGCGAAAGCAAGCACUCCUUUCUUAUGCAAAUGAGCCCCUGCUGAGACCUCUGCAGGGUUCACUCAGGGUCCUGUGGUUCCUCUUGUAACUAAUUCUCAGUCAUUAGGAAGAGUGCAAGUUCAAGGCCUGUAGGCUACAGAGACAGUUCAGGGGAUAGCCUAGGUGACUGAGCCAGACCCUAUCUCAAAACAAAGAAAGUGCAAAGGGCUAGGAUAUAGCUCUGUGGCAGAGCACUUUCCUGGU